AUGAGACUCUCGGGUCUGUCGUUGCUCGUCCUUCUGGACUCUGUCUGGUCAGGUGAGUGCAAUUUAGAUGGUGAUGGGUUGUUUGGUGGGGUGAGUAAGAUGGGACAGUCAUCGGGAGGGCUCAGUAAUAUUGUUCUUUGAGUAUAAUUGCCACAAUUCUGGGUUGCCAAAAGUUUCAUAGAAAAAAAUAAACUUCUCAGGUUGCAAUAGAACAAUGCGGAGAAAAAACGUAUCGUAAUAUUGUUUUUUGGCAAAUUUUUAUUUCAUCCCCGGAACUUUUGCCAUUUCUCUAAAGAUAUCUCCGGAACUUAUGCCAUUUUCGAAUCCUCCGAGUGUUUAUCGCCUUUUCCUCUUGUCGAUAAUCCAAUCUAAAGUCAAAAUGGCAUUGGCCGAACGCCAAAAGCCAACACAAUGGCCUUAAAUUGAAGGGAUUUUCGGAAAAUUUGGAAAACAACAUUACCGUAACAAUUUUUAUUUCUUAUUGUCUAAAAAAACUAUUGGUCGCUAAAAUACGACUUUGUUUUCAGUACUAUCGCUAUGUUCCUGCUCCGUCCGCCACAUCCGUCUGAAUGCCUUCGAACCCCAGCGUCAAAUCUUUUCCCCCGAUUAUCCCCGACCUUAUUGUGGUAACAUUGAUUGUUUGUGGAUCAUCGAGGCUCCGUCCAACACUUCUGUUAUUCGAUUUUAUACUCGAAAAGUCGACCUCCGCCUUCGAAGAGACUCCAUUAGAUUUUACGACAGCAAAGAUUUGGAGGAGGAAAAGUUUUUGAGGAAUUUUCGAAGUGAUAAUGCCUCGGCUGAAUGCCAUAAACGGGAGGAAUGCGAGUAUAAAGCAACGGGGCCACGGAUCGGGAUCAGAUUCGUCGCUGGGAGAGGAGUGCCGGAUAAUUAUGGGUUCCAGGUAAGGUUCAGUAAAACGUUAUGCCGUCUAGUGUAAUAUAUAAUAAAAAAUAAAGUCCUAAAGUUUUGCUUGGUACUAAAAGUAGGCCUGACAUCUAGCAGAAACUGUUUCAAAGCGCUCUGUGGUCUAUUUUGGCCUAAUUUUACUUUGCGCAUUAUUAGUCAUCAAGUACAAUAUAAUCUUUCCUGUCAUAAAAUAAUUUUUAAUGUCAUGAUAUUCAUGCCUUUGUGGUAUUUUUAAAAGCGACAGUAUCAUUUUCAAACCGUUUUAUGACCGAAUCUGACCUUAGUUUACCAAUUCCAUUAGUCAUCAAGCUGUCUGAGAAUUCUGAAACGGUAGCUGUGCCCAUUUAACAGUUUUCUUGGGGCCUUUUUUUAGCUUGUUUUACCUAGUCCACCAAGUAAAAUAAAAAUUUUUUUACUGUUACAAAAAUUUUUUACUAUGUUACCCUUCCCAACACACCAUUUGCAGGCCACAGUCAGCCUUUUCAACCACGAGCUGGACUACUCCACCGACGAUUCGAUCGACGAGGGCCUCGUUUCUUUCUGGAAUUUCCUUGUUUGGGUAAUCUUAGUGUUUUGUCUAGUCGCUUUUAUUUUCGCCGUCAUUUAUUUGGCCUGUCUGAAACGAGGCCAGGAAGAAAACCGAUCUCCUCUGCUGAACAAAUCCGUCAAGGAGGAGAGCAUUCACUUGUCGAUUCAUUCAGAGAACGAACUUUCUGAAGGGAAAUCAUAA
Bursaphelenchus xylophilus (pine wood nematode) is the source of this 1636-nucleotide messenger RNA. The record is from the annotation of a GenBank genome assembly. NCBI's taxonomy places the organism in Eukaryota, Metazoa, Nematoda, Chromadorea, Rhabditida, Aphelenchoididae.